AAUGGGAGAUUCUGAGACCGCAUUCAUUAAAAUUGGUGAAAUAACGGGGGCAAUUGCUAAACUACAACAAGAUCAAGAUCAGACUACAUUGAAUAUUGGUUUCACAUCCAAUGGGGAAGUACAAUUUCUAAAGGAAAACAAUGACGUGGAGAUGGAUAUCGUUCUCAGCAUUACAAUAUCUAAGAAAGAUGAUAGUAUAACAUCAGAGCGAAAGGACAAAUACAUUGGAGUUCUGCUUUUUCCAGGAAUGCCUAAACAAUUUCAGUCAAAUAGCUCUUUUUUGAACAACAAAGUCCUGGGGAUUAAAAUAGGACCAACCAAUCAUUCUGGAAAAAUUGACAUUCUCUACAAUAAUGUAGACACGAGCGAAAAAAGUGUCUUCUGUGUAUCAUCUGAUAGCAAAGGCCAAAACUGGACCACGGAUCAUUGUGACACCAAUGCAACAGCCGGAAAUGUCACCUGCCGAUGCCCUCUUCAUGCAUUUAUUGCCGUUGUCAUGAUGCCGUCUAAACCAGAGAUGACGUUUGAAACAAACAAAAGCAGACCUUUAGACACAGAGGAAAUAAUGUAAGUAUCUUACUUAAUAACAUAAAACAUACACUAUAUGUGGCAAUGAAGCUAUACAUUUAUAUAUCUGAAUGUUAAUAUAAUUAUUUUUCUAUUACAGAAACAUCAUGGACCUGGCGGAUAACUAUACCAAACAGAUGGGAGGAGCUAAGACAGCAGCAAUCAGAAUAGGCAAUGUCACUGGAGUGGUUGCUAAGCUACCAGAAAAUUCUGCUGACAUGAACUUUGGCUUUGGUGCUGGAGGAGAUGUAAUGCUUUUUUGGGAAUUCCAGAAAAAAAACGGCGGUCCCGCUAGACAAAUUAACCUUCCAAAAGAAGCUAUUGAAAUGGCAAAAAAACAAGAGGAAACACACAUCAGAAUUCUGAUUUUUCCAGGAAUUAUUGGUAAAAAUGGCUCCAAUGAUUCCCUUUUCAGUGAUGAAGUGCUGGGAAUUAAAAUGGGAAGAAAUAUAUCGAAUCUGUCACAACGCAUCAAAAUUCAAUACAAAGAUGCUACAUUGAUGCAAACUGAACAAAAAUACACUUGUGUAUCAUGGACAAUUAAAAAUAGAGAAGACACCAAUCCAAAUUGGACAAUGGACGGCUGUAAUACAACUUUGGAAGACAAAGGAGCCAAGUGUGAAUGCUCUCAUCUAACAUUCUUUGCCAUUUUGAUUAAUAAGAAAAUAGAAGAAAAAAGGACAACUCUAACUUUUAGAGCACCAGAUCGUCCUCUGACCUCAGAGGAAGCAGCAAAUUUAAUGAAGAAUCUGAGUUCUAUAGUGGACAUGAUGGGGAACGCCCAAGUAGCAACCAUUGAAAUGGGGAAAAUUUCUGGAGUUAUUCAAAGACUACCACAACAAAAUAAGACAACCAUCAACAUUGGCUUUGAUGCAAGGGGGAAAGUAGAGGAAAAGGAUGAUGUGGUUACUGGCUCCAUGCAAACAAUACGUCUUUCUAAAGAAGCCAGUGAAAUGGCUGUGAAAAAAAAUGGAUCAUAUGCGGGAGUUUUGCGCUUCCCAGAUAUUGAGAAGCUUAACAAAACCAGUUUAUUUUUAAACAACGUAAUUCUUGGGAUAGAUAUGGGAGUAAAUAUAUCCAACCUCUCAGAAACCAUCGACAUUCACUUCCGUGAUGUGAAUACGGCUGAAGCUAAUGCUACUUGUGUAUCUUGGGAUGGCACAAGUAAAGAAGGUGGCAAAGAAAAAUGGAUAACAGAUGGUUGCCUGACGAAAGAGUCCAACGGCAGCAUCACAUGCCAAUGCUCUCAUCUUACAUUUUUUGCAAUCCUCAUGACAUCAGGUGAGAACAUCAGUCCCUCUCACUUGGAAGCACUCACCCAAAUCACAAAAGCCGGCUGUGGCAUGUCCAUAUUUUUCCUGAGUGUGGCUAUCUUCAUGCAUUUUCUCAUACGGAAGACUAAAGCCACCCAAGCUGUACAGAUCCUGAUGAAUCUCUUCAUUGCCUUGUUCUUCCUGAACUUAUGCUUUUUAUUAAAUGAGACCAUUGCUAACCUGGAGAACUUUGCAGCAUGUGUGGUGAUGGCAGCGUUUAUGCACUAUAGCAUGCUUGCCACAUUCACUUGGUUCUUCAUGCAGGCUUUGCACCUGUACUUCAAUCUGCACAAAAUUCCCACAGAUGUCAAAUAUUACAUUUGCAAGAUUUGCUGCACUGGAUGGGUUCUUCCAGCUGUUAUGGUGCUUGGACUUGUUGCCUCAAACAAAUAUGAUCACGUAACAAUUUCUGGCAAUAACGACACCUCAGUAAACAUGUGCUGGAUCCCUGAUUCUACCAUUCACUUAGGUGUAAACAUUGGUUACUAUAGCAUUGUGUUCAUCUUCACUUUAACCAUAUUUAUAGUAACCAUAGUGCAUAUCAAACACUAUGCAUCUAAAGAGAAAAAAACCCAGGAGUCCUCCAAGACAAGGAUUUUCUCUCUUCUGGGUUUAUUUUGCCUUUUGGGAAUUACAUGGGGGUUUGCAUUUUUUAGCUACGGUCCUAUGCUCCUUCCCUCCUACUACAUCUUCACCAUCCUUAACUCUUUUCAAGGAUUCUUCCUGUUUGUUUACUACUACUUCUCCAGCAAGAUCCUUCCAGAGGACCAAAAGCAAUCUCAGAGCAGCAGCCAAUCCUCACAGACUGUAUACACAUCACCUUACGGAUAAGUUGCUUAUCCUUCCUCCCAGCCUCAUAUAACCUAAGUUAAUUUACUAUGUGCUUAAUAAUUUAUGUGAACUGAUACAAUUUAGAAAAUAAAAAGGAUCUAAUGAUAUACCUAAUUUACUUACAUAAAACUUUUUUGCUGGUUCAUCUUCAUCACAGAGACAAUGAUGCCAUGCAAGAACUGUUCAUAAAAACAAAUUCGUUCUUAAAUUGUUUUAAGAGAAAAUU
Cyprinodon variegatus (sheepshead minnow) is the source of this 2937-nucleotide messenger RNA. Its product is annotated as adhesion G-protein coupled receptor G2-like. Gene Ontology annotation, molecular function: G protein-coupled receptor activity. Gene Ontology annotation, biological process: cell surface receptor signaling pathway; adenylate cyclase-activating G protein-coupled receptor signaling pathway. Gene Ontology annotation, cellular component: membrane. The record is from RefSeq and is a predicted model, not a curated record. The transcript is spliced from 21 exons. NCBI's taxonomy places the organism in Eukaryota, Metazoa, Chordata, Actinopteri, Cyprinodontiformes, Cyprinodontidae. Bases 675 to 2711 code for a protein of 678 amino acids.